Molecule: messenger RNA, 10533 nt
Organism: Branchiostoma belcheri (Belcher's lancelet)
Lineage: Eukaryota; Metazoa; Chordata; Leptocardii; Amphioxiformes; Branchiostomatidae
Product: protocadherin Fat 4-like
Exons: 44
Coding region: 1-10533 (3510 amino acids)
Biological process (GO): homophilic cell-cell adhesion
Cellular component (GO): plasma membrane
Molecular function (GO): calcium ion binding
Source: RefSeq, a predicted model, not a curated record
AUGGCUCCGAUGUGGACUAUCACUGUCCUCCUAUUCGCUGUUUUCGGGACUUCUGCCCAAGCAGCGAGUCCUGACUUCGGCGCCUCCCUCCCGUCUACGGACACUAUUAACGAGGACGUGGGAGGCGGUGUGUCCGUGUAUGACUUUACCGUGCAAGAUACUGACACUCAAACCGUGACGCUUAUCAUUCUAAACGCUAGCCCUUCACCAGCACCGUUUGAAGUGGCAAUAGCAACUUACAACUCUGGCACUACAACUGGACGGGUGAGUACAACGGCAAGUGCGUCCUUUGACUUUGAGACCACCACGUCCUACACUUUAACUAUUGAGGCCGAGGACCCCGACGGAAACAAGGUGUCCGCGGACCUCACAGUAAAUAUUGCGGACGUGAACGAAGCCCCAGUCAUCACCAACAUCCCCAACUCCGGACAGACCAUCGGCCUGAACGAAGACGUCGGCGGCAGUUACCAAGUCUUCCAGGUGACAGCCACAGAUGAAGACAAUGGUGACACUAUCACCUACUCGCUAGCCGGCGGAGGAUCAGACUUCGAAAUCGGCAGCUCCACCGGUAUCAUCACUACUACUGCUUCCACGUCCAUUAACUACGAGAGCGGUACGACGUCCUACACCCUGACGAUCACGGCAACUGACGGUGCCUUCAAUACGGACACGGGAGUCCUGACGGUCAACCUGGUAGAUACGAACGAUGAGUCCCCAGUAUUCAGCGGUUCCACCACGACCCCCGUUAGUCUGAACGAGGACGUACCGGUGGGCACCAGUGCGGGAGAGGUGCCGGCCUCAGACGCAGACUUCGGCGGGACCGACACCAUCACCUACCAGUUCAUCAGCACGCAGAACGACUUCACCUUAGAUGCCAGUACCGGAGUAGUGUACACUGCAGCUGAUCUGGACUAUGACGCGGCAGGUGCCACCCUUUCCUGGUCCCUGCCCAUCCGAGCGUUUGACGGCGCCAGCCACUCCGUCACGACAACCCUCACUAUCAACCUGGAGGACCUGAACGACAAACCGCCAGUCUGCACGCAGUAUGUCUACACGAAACAGAUGGCGGAAAGCACGGCGACGGGUACAAACGUGGCGACGCUGAGCUGUAGCGACUCUGAUGGCACCAGUCCUAACAACCAGCUGUCCUACAGCCUGUCGGGCGGGUCCGGACUCUUCACGCUCACCGGGGCUGAAGUCAAGACGAGCGCUGCGUUGGAGUAUGACUCUGCCACCGCCUCCGCCCAGAACUGGCUCUACACCAUGGAGGUCACGGUCACGGACGGCGGGACCAACCCACAGGCAAACUCAGCCACGGUGACGGUUGUGGUUGAAGUGACGAACGAGAACGAGAACAACCCGACCUGUACCCAGCCCACCUACACCGCCACGCCUAAUGAAGACGAGACCGUGGACGCAACUAUACAGUCUCUCAGCUGUUCGGAUGGCGAUUAUGGAGACUUCGGUGACCUAACCUACGCCAUCGUAACUGGUAACUUGGACGGGAAGUUCUAUAUCCACCCGACUGCUGGGGACAUCAAGCUGAGGACUACACUGGACUACGAGACAACACCUUCUUACGUCUUAGAGGUGACAGCCACUGACGGCGGGGGCUCAGCCGUCACUGCGACGGUCAGCGUUAACGUCGUGAACGUGAACGACAUGACGCCGACGUUCAACCCCGCCUUCUAUACACACUCGGUCGUGGAGACGUCGGUAGUCAUCAAUUACGUGGUCGCGACUCUCACCUGUGCUGACGGCGACUCACCGGACAGCGAAAUCCAGUACUCUAUUAUCUCAGGAAACACCGCGGGUAACUUUAAGAUAUCGGAUGUGGACAACGGAAACCCUCUGAUCGAAGUGGCGAAGGCGAUCGACUAUGACGACGCCAGCGAGGCUCAGUCCUACACCCUGGUGGUGAAAGCUGUGGACGAGAAUGGAGUAUCGACGGGGCUGUCCUCAAGCGCCAUUAUAGAGAUAGACAUCACUGGAGACAACGAGUUCACGCCGAGCUUCGCCGCUGCCAACCCCACAUCACCUACGCUUGACGAAGAGUCGCAGGUUGGCACAUCCGUUGUCACCUUCGCCGCUACUGACGGCGACAGAGGAUCAGACGGGGCCGUCACGUACGAGAUUAUCAACGGCAACACGGACGGGAACUUCGAGAUCGACACGUCUACAGGCGUGGUCUACACCGCUAAGGUGAUCGACUACGAGACGAUGGGAAACACUAAGAGCUACACUAUAACAGUGAAGGCCUCGGACGCAGGGUCGCCGGUCAACACGGCUACACAACAGGUGACGAUAACCAUUGAUGACAUCAACGACAACGGCCCGGUGUGCACGCAGUACCUGUACGCCGUGUCAGUGGACGAGAACACCGCUUCGAACACAGCGAUCGCCCAGUUGAACUGCCAGGACGCAGACACCACCUACGGAACCGUGAGCUACUACGAGGACCCGGCCAGCUCAGUCUUUGUGCUGGACACCACGUCCGGGGCGGUGACACUGGACAAUUUCGUACUAGACUACGAGUCCGGCACAACGUCGUACGAGCUCAAAAUCAAGGCGACAGAUAGCGACCCGAAUGGGGCGAGGACAGCCGACAUCACAGUCACCAUGUACGUCAACCCCCUGAAUGAGGACGAUCCAGCCUUCACACAGACGAUAUACACUGCCGGGUCUUUGGAUGAGGAUACCGCCAUAGGCACCAGUGUGAUCACUAUUACUGCUAACGAUGCCGACAGCGGGUCAGACGGAACCAUCACUUACGCCAUCACCUCACCUGCUAACUCACCUUUCGGCCUAGACUCGUCUUCAGGUCUGGUGACUCUUGUGUCUGCGCUUGACUACGAGACGGACACGAACUAUAAGCUGAUCGUGACGGCUACUGACGGCGGCGGACUGGACGAUACCUCCACGGUCACGGUCAACGUCAACAACGUCAACGACAACACACCUUCCUGCACCCCGUCUCUCUUGACCACCGAUCUCGCCGAAGACACGACCACCCCCUUCACGGUCCUGACUCUGACCUGCUCGGACGGGGAUACCGGCGCGGACGGCACCCUCGUCUACACCCUAUCCCAGUCACCGAGCACAAAGUUCUCCAUCAGCAACGCUGGCGUGAUAGAACUCACAACCGCCGUGGACUUCGACGGUGGCGAGACGUCAUACUCCCUGGUUGCCACGGUAACAGACAGCGCGGCCGUGGUGGCGGACCGGAAGUCGACCACGGUGCCCAUCACGGUGGAAGUGACGUCAGUGAACGAGGGCGCGCCGGUGUUUGACAACGCGCCUUACGCCGUGAGCGUGAGCGAGGCGACAACAAUCGGGACGGCCGUGUACACCGCCUCCGCCACGGAUCCGGACAGCACGGCGGACUCCUUCGGACAGAUCACGUAUUCCAUCACGAGUGGAGACACACUGAACCUGUUUGAGAUCGACUCCAACACGGGACAAAUCAUGGCGAAGGCAACUCUGGACCGGGAGGCAGCGUCCUCACACACACUACAGCUUAAGGCCGAAGACGGAGGCACCAUGUCGGGCACCACGUCCAUCGUGAUCACCCUGACAGACGAAAAUGACCAGACACCCGAGUGUAACCCCGCCACGUACAUCGAGACUGUGUCGGAGACAGAGGCGGUCGGCUUCACCGUGCUGACGCUGGGGUGUACCGACACGGACGACGCGGCUUACGGGACGAUGUCAUACUCUAUAACUACCGGCAACACGAAGUUGUACUUUGAAAUGAGCGGCGCGGACCUGAAGCUGAAGAAGCAGCUGGAUUACGAGGACGAGACGACUUUCUCCCUGAGCAUCCUGGUCCAGGACAACAGCGGCAACACUCCGUCCAACUCCGCUACUGUGCCUGUGUCUAUAUAUGUUGACCCGUCGAACGAGUUCACGCCGUACUUCAGCCCGGAGACCUACUCCAACACCGUGUUCGAGGACGAGGCGGUCGGCGCCACCGUGGUCGAUGUGGACGCCUACGACAGCGACUCCAGCGCGAACGCACACGGCCAGAUCACCUACACCAUCCAGGGCGGCAACAGCGAGGGAAAGUUCUCCAUAGACGACAGCACGGGCGAGGUGAUCCUAGUGGACGCCUUAGACAGGGAGUCCACGGCGAGCUACAGCCUGACCGUCAGGGCGUCGGACGGUGUGACAGGUGGAGGGACGCCCAACACUAACACCACCACGGUCACCAUAACUGUUGGAGAUGCCAACGAUAACGACCCGGUGUGUAGUCCGGCUGUGUACACUCGAGCGCUGGCAGAGGAUACUGGCGUCUCCACUCAGGUGGUCACGGUCACUUGUGCUGACGACGAUGACGGCACCAACGCGAACCUCGUCUACUCCACGACGUCGACGUACUUUGCUAUAGCCAGCAGUUCCGGAAUUAUCACUGUCCAAAACGUGCCUGACUUCGACGCGGGAGCUCCCUCAUCCUACAGCCUCACCGUGAAGGCUGUAGACGGGGGAGUGACGCCGCGAACCGGAACAGCCCUGGUCACCAUUACCCUGACGGAGACGAAUGACUACACACCCGCCUUCACGCAGACGUCCUACAGCGCAAGCGUGAACGAAAACGUGGCGGUCGGAACCUCCGUCGCAGCGGUGACUGCAACAGACAGUGAUGCAGGUAACGACGGCGUGAUAGUGUACACCAUGCCGACCUACACCAACUUCCGACUUGACGAGGACUCGGGGGAGAUCACGCUGAAGGCGGAGCUGGACUACGAGACGACUCAGACGUACCAACUGGUGGUCACGGCGACGGACCAGAGCGCCGCACUGGCAGACAGACGGAGUGCAAGUGUCACAGUCCAAAUCACCGUGAACGACGUGAACGACAACGAGCCGUCGUGCAGCCCGGCCACGUACACGGCGACGAUCGCCGAGGACGCCGCCGACGCCACGAACGUCGCGACGCUGGUGUGCGACGACCUGGACUCGGGCGUCAACGACGACCUGGUGUUCGCCAUCUCCGGCGGAGACGGCCUGGGGCAGUUUGCCGUCAGUACCGCAGGGGUCGUGAGUGUCGUCAAGGACGGGACGGACGACUUGGACUUCGAGACGACGCAGACCUACUCGCUGGAGAUACAAGUGUCCGACUCCGGAGUGCCAGCGCUUACAACUACUGUACAGGUCGGAGUGACGUUGACCGACGUUAAUGAGUACGCCCCUGACUUUGACCCUGACGCGUCAGCCGUGAGUUCGUACAGCAUCAACAUCGCCGAGGACGUGGCGGUGGGGACAACAGUCAUGACGAUCACAGCUAACGACAAUGACACGGCGCAGUCUGUCACCUUCUCGUUCAACCCUUCAAGCAACAAGUUCCUCAUAGACGCAGACUCGGGAGCUAUUACGGUGAAGUCUAGCCUUGACUACGAGUCGGUGACGUCCUACGCGCUCAAGGUGCAGGCGGUGGACUCCGGGUCGCCCGCCAAGACCAGCACCGUGGACCUCGCCUUCUCCGUCACCGACGUUAACGACAACGACCCGGUCUUCAGCCCGACGUCUUAUGCCGUACAGGUGCAAGAGAACACCACGAACGGUGCGGUUGUUGUCACCACGACCUGUACCGAUGUCGAAGACGCCUCUGUCGUGUACGCCGAGUUUAGCGGGGACGUCGGUAACGUGUUCGGCAUCGCCACCAACGGAGAUAUCAUCAUGCAGGACGCCACCAACUUAGACUACGAGACCCUGACGGCGUACACCCUCCUGGUCACCUGUAGUGACACCACUGUUACCGAGAGAACCGUCACCGCUACCGUACAGAUAGAAGUGACCGGGUAUAACGAAGACCCGCCUGCCUUCACCAACUCGGUCCUGGCUACCUUCGCCGCAGACACGUACUCGGCCACAAUCUCCGAGGACAUCUCCUUAGGAGAGAACGUGACGCAGGUGUUGGCUACCGACCCUGACGCCGGGCCGGAUGGGGACAUCUACUACAGCAUUACUAGCGGGAACAGCCAGGGCAAGUUCUACAUAGACAGCAGCACAGGCUACAUCAUGGUGAACAAAGAACUAGACCGCGAGGCGACGGCGUCCUACGUGCUGAUCGCGACGGUCACAGACGGCGGGACGGCCCCGACGCGCUCGGCCACCGCCACCGUCAGCGUCACGGUGGCAGACGUCAACGACAACACGCCGCUCUGCGUGCCGUCCAUAUACAGCAACACGCUGGCAGAGAACUCCGCCAGUGGGACUAAUGUGGCAACUAUUACAUGCAGUGACAUUGACGACGGCGUUAACUCCCAGCUGACAUACACUAUAAUGAGUGGGGAUAGCCAGGGACAGUUCACAAUGGGCACGACGGGUAUCCUGACUGUUAGUGGAACUCCCGACCUAAACUAUGAGGAUACUCAGGAAUAUUCCAUCAUUAUUCAAGUAUCGGACAGUGCAGUGACCACGCCGCUCGCCACUAACGUAACUGUCGCAGUAGAAGUGACUGGAGUGAACGAGUUUACACCCGUCUUCAACCCGACUUCCUACUCCGUCAGCAUCAGCGAGAACGCCACUCAGGGCAUCACUGUGGAGACUGUGGUCGCCACUGACGCCGACUUCGGGAGCCAAGGAGACAUCAGCUACACCAUCAGCGCAGGAAACGCCGAGCAGAAGUUCGUCAUCGACAGCAGCUCGGGAGCCAUCGGCCUGGCGCAAACCUUAGACCGUGAGACAACCGCCAGCUACCAGCUCACGGUCCUCGCCAUAGACGACGGCGGAGCCUCCUCUCUCACGGGCACCACGACUGUAACAGUCACCAUAACGGAUGUGAACGACAACACGCCGGUAUUCGGGCAGUCCCUCUACACGGUGGAUUUGGCCGAGACCACCGCAGCAGGGUCUGCUGUAGUUACUGUGGGGGCUACGGAUGCUGAUGAUGGGACGAACGCGGCUAUCACGUACUCUAUCGUUAGCGGCAACACGAACAACGAUCUCGCCAUCGAUGCAAGCACAGGUGCCGUGACGUUGAGCAACCCGCUCAACUACGAAGUGACCGAAGACUACACGGUCACCAUCCGCGCGACAGACGGCGGAUCCCCCGCCAACUCCGCCGACGCUACCCUCAGUCUGACCGUCAGCGCAGUCAACGAGUUCCCGCCUGACUUCACCCAGAGCUCCUGGUCCGUGUCAAUUCUUGAGAACUCCACCUACGGAGAGGUGGUGGCCACAGUAGCGGCUACAGACGACGACAGCUACGCGGACGGGACUGUUACAUUCUCUAUAACAAACGGGAACGGGGAGGCAAAGUUCCAAAUGGAGACCACCACGGGCGUGAUCAAACUUACAGCCAGCUUAGAUAGGGAGAACACCGACUUCUACAACCUAACCGUACAGGCCACAGACAUGUCCACCUCGCCUCUGUCUAACAGCACGUAUGUGGAGAUAACUGUUAUAGAUUCCAACGACAACUACCCCACCUUCAGCCCAACUGUGUACAGUGCCACAGUGCCUGAAGACGAAGCAGUCGCCACCACCAUUGUCAGCGUGACCGUUACUGAUGCAGAUAUAGGCACCAACGCUGAUAUUACCUAUACCAUCACUGCUGGGAACAGUGAGAGCAAGUUCAACAUCCUAACCAACGGAGCUGUUGUGCUCGCGGAUACGUUGAACUAUGAAAGCACAACCCAGUACACGCUAACCAUAACCGCGACUGACGCCGGCAACCCUCCACUCUCCUCCGACGCGAUUGUUUCCGUAACCGUCGGCGCUGUGAACGAGUUCGCCCCGGUGUUUGCCCAGGACCCUUACGCCGCUUCGGUAAACGAGAACGCUACCAUAGGCACUGUAGUUACAACAGUGAACGCUACCGACGACGACGCCGGAUCCCAGGGGCUGGUUCUGUACUCCAUCGUGGCCGGUAACUCAGAACGGAAGUGGGUCAUCGACGAGGAAUCCGGCAACAUCUCCAUCGCUACAACCUUAGACCGGGAGACAACAGACACAUACGAGCUGACUGUUAGGGCAUAUGACAGCUACGGCGUGUUGCCUUUCAACUUCACCGACGUCAACGUUACCAUUACGGUCCUAGACAUCAACGACAACGAACCAGUCUUCAAUCCACAAACGUACAGCGUAUCCAUUCUAGAGGGUGCUCUUGUGGGCACCACGGUGGUCAAGUUCACGUCGACGGACUUGGACAUCAACGCCAACGCCGUGCACGAUUACGUCAUUUCCGCCGGAAAUACCGGAGACGCGUUUGAGCUCAGCAACGACGAGAUUCUGCUGAAGAACAAGCUGAACCACGAAACCGUCGGACUCUACACGCUAACGAUCCAGGCCACCGAUCAGGGUGAUCCUGUCCUUACCGGCGAGGCGACCGUGACCGUCACAGUUCUGCCCGAGAACGAGUUCCAGCCGGUGUUCCAGGAGGACAGUUCGACAGUACUGGUUUCCGAGGACGCGGUUCUGGGCACGCUGAUCUAUAACGCCAACGCCACGGAUAACGACACGGGGACGUACGGAAACCUGGAGUUUUACAUUACCGCUGGCAACGGCGGCAACGGCGCGACGUUCCUCUGCGACUCCUCCACUGGGGAAAUCAGGUUGGGGACGUACCUGGACCGAGAGACGAACGCGUCCUACGUCCUCACUAUCACGGUGUACGACCACGACGCCGCCGACGCCAACACUAUGAAUGACACCAUGCAAGUGACCGUCACCGUGUCUGAUGUCAACGACAACAAACCGACGUUUUCUCAAGACCAGUUUAACGUCUUCGUCAAUGAGAACGUCCCGAGUGGAACUUUAGUAACAACCAUGGUUGCUACUGAUAUAGACGCUGGUACCAACGCCCAGGUAGUGUACAGUAUCGUCUAUGGCAGUUCUAACUUCGUCAUCGACUCCAGCACUGGAGACAUCACCACGAACACCGCCAACCUUGACCGUGAGACACAAGACUGGUACUACCUCACGGUCAAGGCCGCAGACCAGGGCUCUCCCGUACUGUCCAGCGUGGUCGGAGUGACCAUCUGGCUGAAUGACGAAAAUGACAACUCUCCAAUCUUUAACCCAGAUAACUACAUUAUCAACAUAGAAGAGGACGUGGCAGUGAACAGCGCGUUCUACAUGUUAAGAGCGAACGAUGCGGAUAGCGGUACUAACGCAGCUCUUACAUAUAACAUAACCAACGGCGAUCCGCAGGGGCAGUUUGCUAUAGCCUCUACCGGAGAAGUUAGCGUGGUCUCGAGUUUGGACAGGGAGACUACUGAUCAGUAUAUCCUAGAUGUUUUUGUGUACGAUGGAGGCAGUCCUUCGCUAAACGCCACUGCUACGGUGACAGUAAACGUGCUAGACGUGAAUGACAACUUCCCCGUGUUCUCGUCCGACCCUUACGUUGUCUCUGUAUACGAGGACAUCGCAGUCGGGAGCACGGUGGCCCCCGUCACCGCGACCGAUGCCGACUCCGGCACGAACGCGCAAGUGUCCUACACGAUCAUCGACGGCAACCAGGAGAACAAGUUCGUCGUCAAUCAGGCCGACGGCCCUCUCCUCCUGGCGUCGUCCCUCGAUCGGGAAAGCAACGACACCUACAACAUCACCUUACGGGCUUACGACGGAGGCAGCCCGAGCCUAUCUACAACCGUUACGGUCUACGUGAUGGUUCUAGACGUAAACGACAACACGGCCUUGUGGUCUGACGCUAACUAUACUUUCUACAUAUCCGAGGACGCGGCAAUCGGAGCAAGCGUUGGUAACAUCAGCGCAAGCGAUAUCGACAUCUCCAACAACGCCGACCUGAGAUACACUAUAACCAGCGGUGACUCUGGCAACCAGUUCGCCAUAGUUGACACUACUGGUAACAUCACUGUGAACGCACCACUAGACAGGGAGGCGAUAACAAACUACAGUCUUACCGUCCAAGUGACGGACUUGGGAAACCCUGCGCUGCAAAACAGCGUCACUGUCCUGAUCAUAGUCGUAGACGUCAACGACAACAACCCGAUCUUUACACAAUCUCUCUACGAGACUCAGUAUGUGGAGAACAGCAACACGGGGCUUAGUGUGCUAACUGUUACUGCAACUGAUGCAGACAAUGGUACGAACGCAGCGAUUGCAUACAGUAUCUCCAACACUAGCACGACGGGACUCAACUACUUCACAAUCGACUCCAGUUCGGGUGUAGUCUCCAUCGGGUCGUCCUUAGAUCGGGAGGCGGACGCGAUCGUGACGUUUGUCGUGGUGGCGACGGACGGAGGGACGCCGACACUGACAGGCACGACAACUGUCAGGGUGAACGUCACGGACCUGAACGACAAUCCGCCGGUCUUCAACCCGGAUUUCUACAGUCUUGAGUUGCCGUACGACUCCACCAGUACGGAGGUCCUGACGACAGUGUCGGCAACCGACGCCGACAUCACCACGAAUUCCGAGAUUAUCUUCUCCUUGGUGGACCAGACGGAGUGGUUCACGAUGGAGCCGUUCAGCGGGAACUUCAAGCGGCUGGCGGGCUCAGGAAGUCUGGAGAAGGACGUGAAGAUCGUGGCAAGAGCCAUCGCCAGGGACGGGGGUAAAGGACUUUGA